Molecule: messenger RNA, 3866 nt
Organism: Centrocercus urophasianus (Greater sage-grouse)
Lineage: Eukaryota; Metazoa; Chordata; Aves; Galliformes; Phasianidae
Gene: SLC16A6
Product: solute carrier family 16 member 6
Exons: 6
Coding region: 79-1656 (525 amino acids)
Biological process (GO): transmembrane transport; monocarboxylic acid transport
Molecular function (GO): monocarboxylic acid transmembrane transporter activity
Source: RefSeq, a predicted model, not a curated record
GCCGAGGGUCUGCCGGCAUGGGCAGCUCGUAGCCCCGCUCCUCGCCCCGCCGCAGCACCCAGCGCCGCCCGAUCAAAAAUGACUGUCAAAGCUGUAAAAAUGCCGUGCACCACUCCAAAUGUUUAUACUAAAGUGCCUGACGGAGGAUGGGGCUGGGCAAUUGCUGUGGCUUUCUUCUUUGUGGAAGCUCUUACAUAUGGCGUUAUAAAAUCAUUUGGAGUUUUCUUCAACGACCUGAUGGAAAGCUUUGAUGAAACCAACAGCAGGAUAUCGUGGAUAAUAUCCAUCUGUGUGUUUGUGCAGACUUUCACAGCUCCUCUGUCGACGGUGCUCAGCAACCGCUUCGGUCACCGCUUUGUCGUGAUGGCUGGAGGGGUGCUGGUCAGCACGGGCAUGAUCACAGCCUCCUUUGCCCACAGUGUCGUUCACAUGUACAUCACCAUCGGCAUCAUUUCUGGCCUCGGGUACUGCCUCUCUUUCCUCCCGACUGUCACCAUUUUAUCACAGUAUUUUGACAAAAGACGUUCGCUGGUCACAGCAGUGGCAUCUACAGGGGAAUGUUUUGCUGUCUUCCUCUUUGCACCAGUAAACACCCAUUUGAAGGAGCAGAUCGGCUGGAGAUACAGCCUCCUUUUUGUUGGGGCACUGCAGCUGAGCAUUGUCAUCUGUGGAUCGCUGCUGCGACCCAUGAUAAUCAGAGAGCAAGAAGAAGCAGCAGUGAAGGCGCAGCCUCCAGAAGAGCCUGCAGAGACAAAGUACAUGCUUGAAAACGAGCAAACACGCACCUCAAUAGAGUCCAUUGACUCAGGAGUAGAAAUAACUACCUCACCCAAAAAUGUGCCUGGAAACACCAAAGCAGAGCCGAAAAGUGACGAACCAAAGGACCAUGUACAGAUAAUUGUUGAAAAUAACAGCACCCCUACAGAACCAAAAACCAAACUACUGGACUUCUCUGUGAUGAGAGACUAUAGCUUUAUCUGUUAUGCAUUCUUUGGCCUGUUUGCUACCCUGGGAUUCUUCGCUCCCUCCCUGUAUGUCAUUCCCCUGAGCCGCAGCCUUGGCAUCAGCAAAGACCAUUCUGCAUACAUACUGUCUGCAAUGGCAAUUGCAGAGGUCUUGGGCAGAAUUUCAGCUGGCUGGGUGCUCAACAAAGAGCCUAUCCGCAAGAUCCACAUCGAACUCAUCUGUGUCGUUCUGCUGUCCGUAGCACUGUUUGCCUUCCCUUUUGCCUCUGAAUUCUGGGGGUUGAUGACAUGUAGCAUAUUUUUUGGGUUCAUGCUCGGAACAGUAGCGGGCACACACAUCCCACUGCUGGCAGAAGAUGACGUGGUUGGCAUUGCAAGAAUGUCUUCUGCAGCUGGAGUCUAUGUCUUCAUUCAGAGCUUCUCUGGGUUGGCUGGGCCACCCCUUGCAGGUGUCAUAGUGGACAGAACACAAAACUACAGCUCAGCCUUCUACUCCUGUGCUGCUGGCACGGUCAUGGGUGCUGUGUUUCUGUCCUUGGUGAGACCGUGCAAGGUUGGGAUGUGCCACCAGCAGCCACGGGGCGCAGAGGGAAGCGUGGUGGAAGGCACACAGGACUCACCAGAGGACUUCAUAGACAUGGACAUUGGGAAGGCAGAUCAUUCAGGAAAAGGCUCUGACAGCGUGGCUUAAAAACCACUCCUCUACCAAGCAUCCUUGGUGUAAGACUACGGAAAAUGUCAACUCUGCUCCACAUUUUAAAACUACAUUCUGAAGGGAAUGUGAAAUUUUAAAUGUGAACAGAACAGUUGCUAUCAACAACUUUUUUUUUUUUUUAUUCUUAGAAAAAACUUUUUUUAAAACCAACUGAAAGCUCCAUAGAAAGCCACAAAAGAGCAGCUCCUGCCUAGCAUGAAGAUGUGAUGCACACUCCUGCUUUCCAGUACCACCUGUAGCUGAAGUCUUGACCAAUUCCAUGUGAAAAACUGAAGAGCAGAACCAGCCCAUGCAGCUCAAGCCAGCGGAGCAGUCUGACUGUCUCCAUCCCAUGCUGCAAGCCCUGUGCAGUCCAGAAACCAAUUACACUAACGAGAGAAGAGUAUUUCAUGCAAUACCAGUAGCCAACUGCAUUUUCUUGCAGAAGAAUAUGAACUGAUGUUUCAGAUUUGAGGAGGAGGCCAGGCUGGAUAGCGGCUUAAAACAUUGCAAUUAUUCUUCUAAUUAACUUGAAUGUCACAAAUGCUGGGAAAUUGGAGGUUCCAUAUGUCUUUAUGGCCAGUUAUUACUGCACAUGUAUCACAAUAAGGUCAUUUUUCUUCUCCUGAUUGAUUUUUUUUUUUUUUUUUUUUCUUAACUAUUUUCUAUUCGUUUUCUGUUUAUAAUUUAACUAUUUAUUAAUUUAUUCUGAUAGUUAAAGGACAUUAUUUUAAAUAACUGGAGAGGAAAAAUUAUCUUCUGCAUAGUGGGAAGCUGUCUUUACGUUAGUCUCUUCAAUACCUAUAUUGUAUUGCUCGCUUGUGAAAUCAUUAGGAAACUUAAUUUUACAGCGUAGUUGUUUUUAAUAGGUAGCUCUUAGGUAGCCCAAUUAUUUAAAAGAUGACGAUGGAUAAUAAUAAUAAACUACAGAUUCAGCAUCUCUUUCUGUAAGGCCUCAGCUGCUGGCAGCAGAUCUGGCUGCGCUGCCACGACCAGAUCGCUGCGCAGGGAAGAUCCGGCCCAGCAUGUCUUCAGCCAUGUCUGAAUGUACCCCAAAAUUUCCCCUCUAGGGGCACAGAGCUCUGUGCCACAUCACUGAGCAAAGGCAGGUUGGUGCCAGCAGCGCCCCUUCCUCCCACACUCAGUGAGAGGCUCUUUGCUGCUGCCUUCAGGGAGAAACGAACUGGAGCCCGUGUGCAUUUAAUCUGUGAAAGGGAGUGCGAGACAAAGUAGUGGCUGUUCAUGUAGUCUUAGUGGGAGAGGCUCCCGCUCACGGUGACACAAGCUUGCUUACCCCACCUAUAUGCAUCUUAAUGCCUCUAGGCAACUCAGGGGGAUCGAUAAAACAAGUCUGCUUCGGUUCGAUGCUUUGGAAAAAAAAGCAUUUCUGUGCAUUUAAGUGGAAGUGGCAUCAUGCAUUAACUGCUACACUGACACGUCUGUGCGUUCUACCAGCCAUAGAUAUGUGGGACAAUCUGUUAAACUCCUCUUUGGGAAGGUGCUUGAUUUGUUUUUCUGUCUUAGAUGUCCAAAAAUGAGACAGGCACUCGUGCAACCAGUUGGCUGCAGCAGCCCAUUGCCAUUGCCUGGCAGCUGUCACGUCCACGCUGCAUCUCGUGUCCUUUCUGUGCCUCAGCACUUUAUCAUCCCCAGCAGAACCUCACGCCAAGGACUGGAAGACCCCUCACAGAGGACUCAUGCAUUGUGAGUCAGUGAGUCAAUGAUCAAAUGUGUCGCGUUUCGAUGUGCUUUUAUUUAUUGUUAAUUUAUGAUACUUCAAGCACGUUGGUAAAUGUUCUGUAGCCUAUAAUUGUAAGGUUAUUGAAGUCUUUGUAAUACGAGACCUCACUACAGCACUUUGCUAUUACAACUCUGCUUGAAAGUGGAAUAAGGCCUCCAGGUUCUGUGUGUGUGUGUGGAAGCUCUCCGUUCUGCAGAUUUACGAGGUUCUACUGUAUUAUUAUUAUUGUUUGUUUGUUUGUUUGUUUUUUACAACCGUUUCCAAUACAGCUCAAAUCCUACAUUUGUCACUGACCUCACAGCACGUUUCUGUCCUGGCUCCAGCAGGGCAGCACGGCUGUGCCGGCCCAGCAGGUGCCAACGAGCUCAAAGCAGGAUUUACUGAUUUGUUUGUAAUGUAUCUACUGGUCUCUGGAAAUACUCUAAACACUGAGUUUUUUGCAAUAAACUUAUUUGUUUUUUUUUAA